This is a messenger RNA of Didymodactylos carnosus, 465 nucleotides long. The record is from the annotation of a GenBank genome assembly. Lineage: Eukaryota; Metazoa; Rotifera; Eurotatoria; Philodinida; Philodinidae.
AUGAUGAGUUACGUUGUAGGACGUAAAGAUCUCGUAAAAAAGCACAAUCAGCAGUUCGAAUUGGCAAAGACAUCGGUGAAUGGUUUCAAGCAAAUCAGGUCAAAGUAUAGAGAACGUCGAAAUAUUCGACUAUCUUGGGAGCCUGAUAAUCUGGGACAACAACUGCUCAGAAAUCUGAAAAUUCAACCACAACGUGCAGAAGUAGUGACUGAUUGUGGUGAAUUACAAGAACAAUGUGCACAUGUAGCAAAUGAUUGUGAUAAAUUAGAACAACAACGUGAAUGUGCUAUUAAAUCUGUUUCUGUUCAAACUGAUAUUGAAGAUGCUUUUGCUAGAAGUGUGGUUUUAAGUUUAACAGCUGAUGAUACAUUAAUUAAUACUGUUGUCCCUCAAGAUGUCCUAUCAUGUCAUUUUGAAAAUGACAUCGAAAUCCAUAGUUAUAAGAAUAAUCCCAUGCUUUACUAA